Messenger RNA from Anguilla anguilla (European eel), 1838 nucleotides. RefSeq names its product sialic acid-binding Ig-like lectin 14. Lineage: Eukaryota; Metazoa; Chordata; Actinopteri; Anguilliformes; Anguillidae. The record is from RefSeq and is a predicted model, not a curated record. The transcript is spliced from 8 exons. Bases 13 to 1599 code for a protein of 528 amino acids.
UGUCUUUUUCUUAUGUUAGAUACAGAGCUCAUGGGUUCCUUCAGGAGAUCAUCUGUUCUUUGCAGUGUCAUUCAAGGUCUGGCAGUUUGGAGUGUGGCUGCGGCUGGACAGCCGUGGUCAGUGACGAUUCCUAACCAGAUGUCCGCUCCGGUCGGGUCUUGCAUCGUCGUUCCUUGCUCCUUCACUCCCCCGACCGCUAACGAGGCCGUUGAAGUCACUUGGUACCAGUACGUCAGUCGUGGCUACCCGCUGGUAUACAGCGAAUCCAAACCGAGGGCCGUCAUAGAUAAGUUUCGUGACAGCACGGAGUUAAUUGGCAGCGCGGGAGAGGGGAACUGCAGUCUCAAAAUCAACCGGACACGAGCAGCACAUAAUGCUGAGAAGAUCUAUGUGUGGAUUACGCCAAAUCAGUUGGACGGCAAAUUCUAUGAUCAGACGGUGACAUUAGAGGUUACAGAGAACGCCCCUCAGCCGGAGAUAAGGGUGAUGGGCGACAAUCUAACAGAGGGGGAUGUGGUGAGACUGUCCUGUGAUGUCAUCCACACCUGCCCCCCUUCCCCCCCUUCCGUCUCCUUCCGCAACCACACGGGGGCGCUCCGUUGGAGCCACAAUAAGGAAGAGGCGGGGCGUUGGCGCGUCUCCGUGGAGACGUCCUGGAAAGUGAACUCGUCGGACCAUGGGAGGGGCGUGGCGUGUGAUGUCACACAUCCUGGGGGACUGACAGCCAGCAGAGAGAUUGUGCUCCAUGUUACCUAUCCCCCGAAAUCUGUGAGUGUCCAUGGACCCCCAAACGCACUUCCACCUGGCGGAAGCGUGUCCCUGUCCUGCAGCAGUCAGGCCAACCCCCCUGCGACCUCCUUCCAGUGGUACCGUGUGGAUCAAGGCCAGCCCAAGCUAUUGGAGGUCAGCUCUAAGGACAUAAGAGUUACAAAUCUGAGCCGCGACCAGAACCUGUUCCGCUGCAAAGCCAGCAACAGCGCGGGGAGUGGCAGCUCGCCUGACUUUGAAGUCAUCAAAGAGUAUGCCCCUCUUAUUCUCCGGAACUCCAGUUGCACCCUGGGUAACGGGCAGUGGAGGUGUGAGUGCAUUGUGGACUCCAGCCCACCAGCGAAGGUCACCUGGUCCUCCGUGGGCUCCUCCACUAAUGAGAGCGGCAACACGUUGUCCACGCUCAGUGGGCGGGUCCUAAGGUCUGUCCUCACUGGACCAAUGGGAGACGGGGGCCACCGUUUCUACUGCAAUGCCACCAAUGAGCACGGAGACGCCUUCUACCUGCUACAUAUCACAGUGGAGCACUUUGGAAAGUGGGGAAUUGUCCUUGGAGCAAUCGGUGGAGCUGUGCUCAUAUGUCUUCUAUUGGGAGCAUUUUUAUAUUGUAAACGCACUAAAAGGCGCCCCAAACACGCAGACCUUUCCCUAAAAGAAGUGAAAUGUGCUGGAGAGGAGGAAGUGAAGAUUGACAGUUUGUACUCAAAUUCGAGUGCAUGCCCUCCUGCCCAUGCACUGCCAGAGAGCAUCUACGAGGUGGAAGACGCACCCAGGUAUCAGGAAAUGAAGAGACAACCUUCAUAUGAUGACGAUGUGUACCAAAAUUACUGAGAUCUGCAGGACAAUCACAGCUGUCGGUCAUCUGCUUCCAGAUCAAAAGCGCUUCAGUGUACUCAGCAUUCAUAUUUUACGGUAUUCUCUGAAGUAAUCAGUGGACACUCAUUUCAUGCGUUUAUAACCUUAGUUCCAAUGGGUGCCAUUUUGGACACCAGAUGGCGCCAAAGGUACAUAAUUUAAAAAAUAAUAAUAAUUAAAAAAAACAGCCAGCACACCCGUUGCCCAUUAUCAUA